Molecule: messenger RNA, 711 nt
Organism: Cotesia congregata
Lineage: Eukaryota; Metazoa; Arthropoda; Insecta; Hymenoptera; Braconidae
Source: the annotation of a GenBank genome assembly
AUGAGAACAAAUUAUGUUAAUUGUUUACAAAAAGGACUCUUAUCAAUUUUACGAAAAUUGCGUUCAACCCACGAUAAGGAACUGCGACUUUUAUUGCUUGGUCUCGACAACGCUGGAAAAACAACAAUAUUAAAGUCAUUGGCUAGCGAAGAUAUCACUCAAGUUACGCCGACGCAAGGUUUCAAUAUAAAAAGUGUCCAAAGUGAAGGUUUCAAACUUAAUGUAUGGGACAUUGGCGGCGCGCGUAAAAUAAGACCUUAUUGGCGAAAUUAUUUCGAAAACACUGAUAUUCUUAUUUACGUAGUAGACAGUGCUGAUAUUAAAAGACUUGACGAAACAGGCCAAGAACUUUCGGAGCUUUUGAUGGAAGAAAAGUUACGCGGAGUUCCACUAUUAGUUUAUGCAAACAAACAAGAUUUGGGACAGGCCGUCACUGCUGCCGAGAUUGCUGAAGGAUUAGGGCUUCAUAAUAUCAAAGACCGGGAUUGGCAAAUACAAUCUUGUAUUGCGACAGAAAGUAAGGGUGUUAAGGAAGGACUUGAAUGGGCAUGCAAAAGUAUCAAAAAGAAUAUUGCACUUAAUGUUUUAUGCUACAUGCACAUAAUGCCACAUAUUUAUAAUUCGCUAUGGAUCGCUUCUGUAGUAACUCGGAUUUCUUCUUCAUGGAAAUCAUUACAGUCAGCUGGAUACUUUUCCUGCAACAGCCAUUAA